Tyto alba (common barn owl) is the source of this 2260-nucleotide messenger RNA. RefSeq names its product acid sensing ion channel subunit 3 (gene ASIC3). Bases 266 to 1837 code for a protein of 523 amino acids. NCBI's taxonomy places the organism in Eukaryota, Metazoa, Chordata, Aves, Strigiformes, Tytonidae. The record is from RefSeq and is a predicted model, not a curated record. Gene Ontology annotation, cellular component: membrane. Gene Ontology annotation, biological process: sodium ion transmembrane transport. The transcript is spliced from 11 exons.
CAGGGACCGGGACCGGGACCGGGACCGAGACCGGGACCGGGGGGGGGGGGGGCCGCGCUGGCCGGCGGCUCCGCGGUACCGACAGCGCGGGGGGGAGGCGGGGGGGGGGGGAGCGGCCGGUCCUGCCCCGCCCUGCCCCGCCCUGCCCCGCCCCGCCCCGCCCCGCCCGCAGCACCCUGAGCACGGCGCGGCCAUGGGCCGGGGGCGGCCGGGGGUCCCGGGGGGCUGAGGGCGGCGGGGAGCGGGGGGGCCCGGCGGCGGCAGGAUGAGGGCGGGCUCGGAGGGCAGCGGGGAGGGCGAGGGGCUCUCCAGCCUGCGGGCCUUCGCCCACAGCUCCUCGCUGCACGGCAUCAGCCACGUCUUCGCCUACGGGGCCGUGUCGCUGCGCCGCGUGCUGUGGGGAGCCUUCUUCCUGGGCUCGCUGGGGCUGCUGCUGCUGGUCUGCGCCGAGCGCGUCGCCUACUUCCUCACCUACCCCCACGUCACCAAGCUGGACGAGGUGGCCGCCCACAACCUCACCUUCCCGGCCAUCACCAUCUGCAACCUCAACGAGUUCCGCUUCUCCAAGAUCACCCGCAACGACAUGUACCACGUCGGCGAGCUGCUGGCGCUGCUCAACGACCGCUACGAGAUCAGCAACCCGCAGCUGGCCGAGCCCCACGUCCUGGCCGCCCUGCGCGACAAGGCCAACUUCAAGAACUUCAAGGCCAAGCCCUUCAGCAUGGCCGAGUUCUACAACCGCACCGGCCACGACCUGGCCGACAUGCUGCUGCAGUGCUCCUUCCGCGGCGCCAACUGCACCGCCCGCAACUUCACCGUGAUCUUCACCCGCCUGGGCAAGUGCUACACCUUCAACUCGGGGGGGCCGGGCCGGGAGGUGCUGACCACGCUGCAGGGCGGCGCGGGGAACGGCCUGGAGCUGAUGCUCAACGUCCAGCAAGAGGAAUACCUGCCCGUCUGGGGGGACACAGACGAGACCUCGUACGAGGCGGGGGUGAAGGUGCAGAUCCACAGCCAGGAAGAGCCCCCCUUCAUCGACCAGCUGGGCUUCGGCGUGGCGCCCGGCUUCCAGACCUUCGUGUCCUGCCAGCAGCAGCGGCUGGUGUACCUGCCCCCGCCCUGGGGGGACUGCAAGGCCACCCCCAUCGAGUCCGACUUCUUCACCAACUACAGCAUCACCGCCUGCCGCCUGGACUGCGAGACCCGCUACCUGGCCGAGAACUGCAACUGCCGCAUGGUGCACAUGCCGGGCAACGCCAACGUCUGCACCCCGGAGCAGUACAAGGAGUGUGCCGACCCCGCGCUGGACUUCCUGGUGAAGAAGGACAGCGAGUACUGCGCCUGCCGCACGCCCUGCGCCAUGGUGCGCUACGGCAAAGAGCUCUCCAUGGUGAAGAUCCCCAGCAAGGCCUCCGCCAGGUACCUGGCCAAGAAGUUCAACAAGACGGAGCAGUACAUCGCGGACAACGUGCUGGUCCUGGACAUCUUCUUUGAGGCCCUGAACUACGAGAUGAUCGAGCAGAAGAAGGCGUACGAGGUGGCGGGGCUGCUGGGUGACAUCGGGGGGCAGAUGGGGCUCUUCAUCGGCGCCAGCCUUCUCACCAUCCUGGAGAUCUUCGAUUACCUGUACGAGGUGUUCCGGGACAAACUCCUCAGCUUCUACAAGGAGAAGAAGAGGACCCCCAGGAGCGACAGCAGCACCCUGGAGCAUCCAGCGGUCCCGGGCAGCCCCGCUGUCCCGCUCCCUCCGGGGGCCAGAGCGCCCGUCCCCCCCUGCGCUGCCACACGGACAGUCUCAGCUUCGCCCCGAACGUGCUACCUCGUCACCCGGCUCUAGGCGCCUUCGAGGAAUUCGCCUGCUGAGGGGGCCCAGCCCCGCACCCCCCGGCUGGGCCGGGGGGGGGACACACACACACACACAGAGGCUGUGGGGCGGGGGGGGGGGUGGGGGUGCCACUGGCAGCAGACCCAGGCACCCCCCCCCAACUCUGCCCCGCCGGGAGCGGGGGACCCCACGGGCUGGCACCGGGCCCCGAGGUGCCCUGCUUUGGGCUACCCGCCCCCCCCACCGCCCCGCCGAGGGGGUGGGGGGGUGGUGGCGGGGGCUGGGGGUGGCGGGGCCCCCCCCGGCCCUGUUCCCGCGUACCUGCAUGCGCUGCUUGCGCCCGCGCCCCUCCCCGCUGCGCUGUACAUGCGACGCCCGCUCGCUGUGGACACCCCCCCGUCCCACCCCCCAACCCCAUUAAAGACCUGCCCCAGG